Molecule: messenger RNA, 2588 nt
Organism: Oncorhynchus keta (chum salmon)
Lineage: Eukaryota; Metazoa; Chordata; Actinopteri; Salmoniformes; Salmonidae
Product: neuropeptide FF receptor 1-like
Exons: 4
Coding region: 427-1926 (499 amino acids)
Biological process (GO): G protein-coupled receptor signaling pathway
Cellular component (GO): membrane
Molecular function (GO): peptide binding; neuropeptide receptor activity
Source: RefSeq, a predicted model, not a curated record
UCAUCGCUUAUCUGUCUGGAAAGCCUCCGCAAAUGAAAUCGUGUGGUGGGCGGGGUUGGCCCGGCAAGGAGCUUCUCUGUUAGGUGGGAGAUGGGUAUGAGUGACCCAGCUCCCAAAACUCAGUAGUUUAGUUGGAAUUGAGAAGCGAGACAUGAAUAUGAGAAAUAUGGAAUUCCCUAACAAAAAGCUUUGAUUUUGCUCAAUUUGAUCAACACUGAAGAAUCCAUUUCCCCAUCUCCAUUUGGCUGAACUGGGAAAAGGGCUACUUUAAUAUUGCGCGUUUAUGCAUCUACAUUUUCAUAGCUGCAUCGCUGAACUAUUGUAAACUACUGUCAAAGUAGUCACAUUGGAGUGAAGCGCUCGCUCAAUACGGUGCAGAGCGGCGUGUGAGUGGCUGCGUGCCCCACCCUGAAGAAGAGAGGAGUGAUGGAGGUGUGGAGCAGCGAAGAAGAGAAGGGUCUGACUGAACUGGAGGGCUCGACAGGCACCAUGAUAGCCUUGAACUCUUCCAGCCACCUCCUCCUCUACUAUGAUGCUGCUAACCACACCAACUACACCACCACCAACAACAUCACCUAUUUCCCUUACUACCAGCACUCCCUCCCUGUGGCUGCUAGCUUCAUCCUGGCCUACCUGUUCAUCUUUCUGCUGUGCAUGGUGGGUAAUGUGCUGGUGUGUCUGAUCGUGCUGGGGAACCGCCGCAUGAGAACCGUUACCAACCUUUUCAUCCUCAACCUGGCGGUCAGCGACCUGUUGGUGGGCAUUUUCUGCAUCCCCACAACGCUAGUGGACAACCUCAUCACAGGCUGGCCGUUUACCAACACUGUGUGUAAACUGAGUGGUCUGGUGCAGGGGAUGUCUGUGGCUGCCUCAGUCUUCACCCUGGUGGCCAUCGCAGUGGACAGGUUCCGCUGCAUUGUGUACCCUUUUCAGCCCAAACUCACCCUCUUAGUUGCCAAGGCGACCAUAGCGAUGAUCUGGGUUCUGGCCGUGGUAAUCAUGUGUCCCUCAGCAGCUGCCCUGACCGUGGAGGAGGUGGCUGAUCACUACAUGGUUUACAGCCAGAACUACAACAUGACCUACCCCCUGUACUCCUGCUAUGAGAACUUUGCUGACCCGAAGAUGAGGAAGGUCUACACCACGGUUCUGUUCGCCCACAUCUACUUGGUGCCCCUGACUCUCAUCACCGUCAUGUACGGGCGCAUCGGGGUGAAGCUCUACACUUCUGUGGUGUCAAGCAGAGAACCUCAGGAUGCAGCACCUCCUCCCCCCCCAGCAAGGCAUGACGGGGGAAGGCCACAGAUCUCCCAGAAGAAGAUCAAGGUGAUCAAGAUGCUGAUCGUGGUGGCCCUGCUGUUCAUGCUGUCCUGGCUGCCGCUGUGGACUCUGAUGCUGCUGACGGACUAUGGAGGGCUGGGAGAGGAACAGCUGGAGCUCCUCACUGGAUACAUCUUUCCAUUCGCCCACUGGCUAGCCUUUUCCAACUCUUCUGUCAACCCCAUCAUCUACGGAUACUUCAACGAGAACUUUAAGAGGGGCUUCCAGGCCGUCUGCCAGACCAACUCUUGCUGCCCCACAGGGAAUAGGGGUGAGGUAACGGGAAGGGGAACUAGGGAAGGUAGAGCAAGAGAUGGGGGUAAUGGUGGAUUGGAUGGAGGCGGACUGAGGGAUCCCACAAGCAACCCCAAUCCUCUCUUGUUUGGGGCAAGAAACAAAGUAUACACCGACGGUAAUGUGGCAGACUCUGUGCUCCUUGAGCUGGAGUUGAAGAAGAAUUCAAAGGUGGGAAGCAACACGGUCCAUAUUGAGGGCAGGGGGACUGGGGCGAGUGGAGGAAUGGGGAUUGGCUAUGUGAUGAACAAAAAGGGGAUUCAUGUUGAGGAGCCCACCAGCCCAAUGGGAGUGUGUCAGGCCUGGGAUCAUUAGUGGGGAUUGAAACUAUGGAGGUGAUUUCAGCAUCCCUUGUGAAUAGAAAAGAUAGGCACAGUCUUAUUUCAUUUUAUUUUAGAUGAUGUGGUAUGUGGACUCAAGUCAACAUUGAAUUAGACCACAUGACAAACUUUGACCUUGGAGUCAUUCUAAGAUCCCUCCAACCACUAAAAGAAGACCUGGGCCCGUAUCCACAAAGUGUCUGAAUAGAAAAUUGGUCAUAAUAAGUGCUGAGAAUAGAUGCAUCCCACUGGGUGCACACUGGUUGAAUCAACAUUGUUUCAACGUAAUUUGUCAACGCGGUGUGCCGUGGAAUCAACGUAGGAAAUGCGUUUAGAUUAUUUUUUAAAGUCAUCAACCAGUGCCGUUUAUCAUAUUUCAACCAGCGUUGUAAACAUUGAAAUUAGAAUAAAACCAACUUAAAUUCAUAGAUUAAACAACAUAAUAAUCAUGUCUACUUUAAACUGGGUUAAAUUCUACAUAGAAAUGUUAAUCUUUUUCAUCCUAUAUUCAAUAUACAUUGUUUUGGGUGGUUGGAAUUAUGUUGAAUUUCAUAUUUGAUUAGACAUACAGUGCCUUCAGAAAGUACUCAUACCCCUAGACUUAUUCCACAUUUAGUUGUGUUCGAGCCUGGAUUAAAUAUAUUUUUCUCACCCGUC